AUGCACAGCGGACGCUACAGCGUUCGGAAGACAAAAAUGUUGCAGCCAUCUCCUGCUACUCUUAAAACGAAUCGGGUUCCAAGUGUUGAACUUUUUCCUUUGAAUAUUUCCUUUCCCUUACCAUUUUUGCUACUUUUAGGAGGUCCGUCUUUACGUCCAGAAGAAAUCAUAUCAAAUCAUACCGUCAACUACGGAAUUCUCCCCAUAGAAUGUUACGAGCUCUGCCAAAAGGAACCGAAAUGUGUUGGAUUCAACUACAGAGACAAGAUCAAUGUUGUGAACUGUCAACUGACCAACAUCACUGGAAAGGGAAAUCACGUUGAAACAACGGAAGAAGGGGAAUGGAUACUAAUGAACGAUAAUAAAGCGGAAAGAAACGAGGACGAGAAGAGCAAAAAUGACACUUCAGCUAGAAGCUGCGCCCAUCUGUACGGUUUAGGAGUGAGAAAAGAUGGUGUUUAUACCAUCAAUCCUGACGGCCUGGGACCGUUCCAAGUCAGAUGUAAUAUGAGCAUAGACGGUGGAGGCUGGACCGUGUUUCAAAGAAGACAAGAUGGAAGUCAAGAUUUCUACCUUGGAUGGUCAGACUAUAAAGCAGGCUUUGGUGAUCUUGAUGGCGAGUUCUGGUUGGGCCUUGAUAAAAUACAUCGUUUGUGGAAAUCUGGCCAAAAUGUUUUAAGAGUUGAUUUGAUGGAUUUCAAUGGCGCUGAACGUCACGCUAUAUAUGGAACGUUUAGUGUGGCUGAUGAAUCAGACAAAUACAGAUUGAAUAUUGGCAGUUAUUCAGGUACCACAGGUGAUUCUCUUACUUAUCACAAUCAAAUGCAGUUUACUACCAAGGAUAGUGACAAUGAUGUUGAUAGUAGUAAUUGUGCUACGGCCUGGAAAGGUGCUUGGUGGUACAGGAGCUGUCAUCGUUCUAACCUCAAUGGCCUGUACCUGGGUGCAGGUCAAAAUGAUGCCAGUGGAAUAAGAUGGUACUAUUGGCAUAUUUAUUCAUUGAAAAUGACGGAGAUGAAAAUUCGUCCAAACCAGUUCUAAGAAAAGAACGAGUUUUAGCAGGGAAUAAACAUAUGCCAAGAACAUAUAG
This is a messenger RNA of Dendronephthya gigantea, 1090 nucleotides long. Its product is annotated as ficolin-1-like. The coding region runs from base 1 to 1041 and encodes 346 amino acids. The transcript is spliced from 5 exons. The record is from RefSeq and is a predicted model, not a curated record. NCBI's taxonomy places the organism in Eukaryota, Metazoa, Cnidaria, Anthozoa, Malacalcyonacea, Nephtheidae.